CAACUGCUGAAGUCAAUAUUUAACGUUGCUUUUUUAUGCUUAAUAAAAAGGAGUUGCAGAGGUUAUUACAUUUCAUAAAGGAGGAUCGGAUUAGUAUACCUCACAGGGCAUCGGUGUAUUCGCAGGUUCCUCUAGUCAUGUUCAGCUUUGAGCCAAUCACUCUGUUUAUGGCAAUUGUCAUUUGCCUAUUGAUAUACCUUGUAUAUGGUGGGAAAGGAACCCCUCCCAACUUCCCCCCUGGACCAAAGCCAUUACCCCUUAUCGGAAAUCUACAUAUAAUGAACCUGAAGAAACCUUAUAUGACGCUCAUGGAGCUUGGGAAGAAGUACGGAUCGGUAUUCAGUGUUCAGCUCGGGACAGAGAAGGUGGUUGUUCUGUGCGGGUAUGACGCAGUGAAAGACGCUCUGAUUAACCACGCCGAGGAGUUUUCCGACCGGCCCAUCAUAGAAGCGUUUCAUAGAAGAUCAAAUGGACAUGGUAUUACAUUUUCUCACGGUGAAAACUGGAAAGUGAUGAGAAGAUUUACUCUUGCGACACUGAGAGACUUUGGCAUGGGGAAGAGAACUAUAGAGGAUAAAAUUAAUGAGGAAUGUAUUUCACUGGUGGAAACAUUUCAAUCCUACAAAGGAGAGCCAUUUGAGAACAGUUUAAUACUAAACGCCGCAGUAGCCAACAUCAUCGUAUCUAUUCUGCUCGGCCAUCGCUUUGAAUAUCAGGAUCCAACCCUUCUGAAGCUCAUUCGCUUAAUAAAUGAAAUUGCCAGGAUUUUGGGGACUCCUAUAGUUAUGCUAUACAAUGCAUAUCCAUCUGUGAUGAGAUGGUUACCUGGGAGUCACCAUAAUGUUGAAAAGAACACUCAGAAAUCUCAUACGUUCAUUAAAGAAACAUUUGCUGAACACAAGGCUCAACUGGACAUAAAUGACCAAAGGGAUUUUAUCGACGCCUUCCUUAUCAAGCAAAGCGAGGAAAAGUCAGCUACUGGACGUUUUUUUCACAAUGAGAACCUAGUAUCACUUGUAGACAGUUUAUUUUCUGCAGGGAUGGAAACCACCUCCACCACCCUCCGAUGGAGCCUCAUGUUAAUGAUGAAAUAUCCAGAAAUUCAAAAGAAGGUACAAGAGGAAAUUGACAAAGUGAUUGGAUCAGCUCAGCCUCAAAUGGAGCACCGGAAACAAAUGCCCUAUACUGAUGCCGUUAUCCAUGAGAUUCAGAGAUUUGCAGACAUUGUGCCCACUAACCUUCCACAUUCAACAACUAAGGAUGUCACUUUCAGGGGAUAUUUAAUUCCAAAGGGAACCCAAGUGAUCCCAUUGCUGACGUCGGUUCUACGAGAUAAGGCUUACUUUGAAAGACCAUAUGAAUUUUACCCUCAACAUUUCCUUGACUCAGAGGGAAACUUUGUAAAGAACGAGGCCUUCAUCCCCUUCUCAGCAGGUAAAAGAAGUUGUGCCGGAGAGACGUUGGCCAAGAUGGAACUGUUCUUGUUCUUCACAAAACUUCUCCAGAACUUCACUUUCCAAUCACCUCCUGGACAGGACCUUCAUUUAACCCCUCUAGUUGGGUUUACGUCAGCUCCUAUGGUUCAUAAGAUCUGUGCCUUGUCUCGCACCUUGGACUAAGACUAUAAAUAUUGGGGGUAAAAUGUUUUAUAUCAUAAUGUGUAAAAAGGGUUUUACUUUACUGUGGAACUGUGUCCUGGAAGAGACUGAGCCAGUAGUGGCUAAAACCACACGGGUUUCCCAUAGCAGGGUUAUAAUACUUGCAUCCUACAGUUAUUGUGUUAUUUCAACUGUUAUAUAAAGUUUAUAUUUGCUGCAAA
Molecule: messenger RNA, 1819 nt
Organism: Xenopus tropicalis (tropical clawed frog)
Lineage: Eukaryota; Metazoa; Chordata; Amphibia; Anura; Pipidae
Gene: cyp2c19
Product: cytochrome P450 family 2 subfamily C member 19
Exons: 10
Coding region: 36-1619 (527 amino acids)
Biological process (GO): aflatoxin metabolic process
Molecular function (GO): heme binding; oxidoreductase activity, acting on paired donors, with incorporation or reduction of molecular oxygen; monooxygenase activity
Source: RefSeq, a predicted model, not a curated record